UCACGCCCGCGACUGUUCGCGGGCUGCGCCGUAGGGGGCAAUUGCCCUCUCGAGACGUCGAGUAGUAAGGUAGUCGUCCUCAAUUUCUACCUAAGCCUUCUCCAAACGCCUACCUGCAACCUUCUUCCUUUCUCGCUGCAAAGCUCUAUGUACAUGAUGGAACGAUUCUUCUCUUCGAGAAAGGGGCCUUUGCUGUCUCUUCUCGCCCUCUUCAUAUGGCUCAUGCCUCGCCUUGUCUCGGGACAGACAGCGAUACAGACGCAGUCGGUGCCUGCUAUCAUGCCCACAUUGGCCGGGCCAUCAAAACCGCGAACCACUCCUUGGGAAGAGCUGUGUACCACUAGAGGACUAAUAGAACCAUGGAUGUAAGGGCUGGAUGUAAGGGCUCUUCCGAAUUAUUCGUC
Colletotrichum phormii is the source of this 404-nucleotide messenger RNA. RefSeq lists its product as uncharacterized. Lineage: Eukaryota; Fungi; Ascomycota; Sordariomycetes; Glomerellales; Glomerellaceae. The transcript has a single exon. The record is from RefSeq and is a predicted model, not a curated record. Bases 148 to 369 code for a protein of 73 amino acids.